Wyeomyia smithii (pitcher-plant mosquito) is the source of this 1036-nucleotide messenger RNA. RefSeq lists its product as uncharacterized. The record is from RefSeq and is a predicted model, not a curated record. Bases 374 to 916 code for a protein of 180 amino acids. Lineage: Eukaryota; Metazoa; Arthropoda; Insecta; Diptera; Culicidae. The transcript is spliced from 2 exons.
GUUUGUUGUUCGUAAAUUAAGCUGAAUUACACAGUAGAGACGCCCGCCGGUGAGCGACGAACUUUUGCGGCAAAAUAUUCUCCUACACAGCUAAGGUACACCAUCGAAAGACAGACGCAACAGUCUUACCGCUAGCCAUCCCUUUUAAGUGGCCUGCGGCUCAGUACACGUAAACCCGUGCACGUAAAUCCACCCUAGAGGCAAUGGAAAUGGAAAAGCGGAAGACAAAAGUUGCUUUUAUAAAAGCAACGAGCGCGGUGAAAGGUGUCGCCAUUGUUUGGUUUGCGCUUUUUGUUGUUGGAACGUCAAGUCGCGGGAUUUCCCGAGUGUACAUGCAGGACAAGUGAACGUACUCCGGAUACCGGGAAGUGCAAUGAAGCACUGUAAAUCACUAAAUUUGCUAGCCGUACUGGGCAUAGUGACGCUGCCAUCGGUUUUCGGCUAUAGUUAUUCCAGUGUGCAACACUACCAGGAUGACGUCAACCAGGAGGACGCCAUCCCACUAGAUUCCGAAUCUGAGGAAAUUCAGCAAAACUUCGUCAUAGGCACUACACACUCGGAAAAGAAGCACGCCUAUCCGGUUCCGGUUUUCCAGAAAAUCGGAGUCCCCGUACCCCAUCCGAUCCCGGUGGCGGUUCCCCAGUACGUGAAGGUUAACAUUCCCCAACCCUAUCCGGUGCAGGUCAACGUGGAACAGCAGAUCAAGGUGCCCGUCUACAGGAUCGUGCCGAAGAUUAUCGAGCGACCCGUGCCAUAUACAGUUGAGAAGUCCUACCCGGUCGAGGUGGAGAAACCCUUCCCCGUGGAGGUGUUGAAGAAGAUAGAAGUCCCAGUUCCGAAGCCGUACCCGGUACCAGUGCCCAUCUACAGGCAUGUUACGCAUAAGGAAAAGACACACCGUAGCUGGCGAUACUAGAAGCGUCAGUCAUAUUGACGGUUAAAAUUGUUAUCUAAUAAUAUGAAUUAAUUUAUUGUGAAAAAUAAAAUUAUUCAAAUGUUAUAUAUAACUACGAUUUUGUAUAAGUACUCACUUUUA